UAAUCCUAGAUGAGACCUCAUCAAGUGCUGGCAAGAAAUUCAUGGUUGGUUUCCCAAGAAAUUUGGGUAACGAUUUGUUUUUGUUGAUUACAAACCCAGAGUCAAGUGCUGUUAAUUUCACAGUCACUCCAAUUAAUAUCAGUGGGAACAUUUCUAACUCUUCCACUAGGGCAAACGUUCCAUCCAGUUUUGAGGUUUUAUCUGUCAAUGAAAGGAACAAGGGGAUCCUUGUUGAAGCCGAUGGAAACAUCAAUUUGUAUGGGAUAUCUUUUAGUUCAUUUACUGCAGAUGCUUAUUUAGCGUUACCAUGUUCUGAAAUGGCAGUGGAUGAAUACGAGUAUUAUGGAAUCUCCUAUGACACCGUUAGUAGUAGCUUUCCUAGUGUGAUUUUGUUGGUGGCUUGUGAAAAUAAAACUGUUGUAAAAUUCAAUUCCUUAACAAUAACACUCAAUAGUAUGGAAACAUAUCAGAUUGAAAGUGUUAAUGAUCUCACAGGAACAAGAAUAACUAGCUCCAAACCUUUGUCUGUGUUUAGUGGAUCUGAUUGUGCUAAUGUUCCUCCAAGUAUAGGCGGCUGUGAUCACUUGGUUGAACAAGUGCCUCCGACUGUGACAUGGGGCUCAAAAUUCCUCGUGGCUUCUCUCGAGGGUAGAUCUUCUGGUGAACGUGUUCGUGUUCUUAGUGCCCGAGCAGCAAGCGUAGCUGUGAACUGCAACACUGUUGUAUCAGUCAGUGAAUUCCAGUUACAGAGUGGAGGGAGCUUCAGAGAAUUUGAAAUCCCUAUUAACAGUUUCUGUAGCAUUGAAUCCACUUCUCCAGUACUGGUCGCACAGUAUGCGUAUGGUUUUGCGAGUGAUGGUAUGGGAGACCCAUUCAUGAUGAUAAUCCCUCCAAUUGAGCAGUUUACAAAUAACUACUUCGUUGAAGCGUUUCCUAUUUUCGUAUCCAACUAUGUCACGGUGUAUGUUUCUUCUGAGUUUUUUCAAACUGCACAACUAUUAUUAGACAAUUCCAUUGUUACUGGCUGGAGGAAUGUUGUCUGUUCAAGUGGAGAGAUUUGUGGCCACAUAAGUAGAAUGAGUGUGUCUCCUGGAACUCAUUCUAUCCACCAUCAAAACAGCUCAGCCGUUCUAGGUGUUUCAGUGUAUGGAUUCUCUUUCACUUCUUAUGGUUACCCUGGAGGCAUGAGAUUAUCUCCCAUACAAUGCAACUGUGGUCAAAAUUCUAUUUGUUUGCAUAACAUGGGACAAUUCAACUGUAGCUGCUUGAAUGGCUUUGCAGUUUCAUUAUCUGGAACUGAUGAAGUCGUCUGUAAUGCUAUAACCUGCCCUCCUUUGACUGCUCCUACCAAUGGCUCUGUGACAUCUUCUUCUGAUGAAAACGGCAACUAUGUUUUCAAUGCAAUGGCUAACCACAGUUGUGAAACUGGGUUUGUUCUGGUUGGUAACAACACAAGGACUUGCACUGGAGAUGGUAGCAGCACUACCGGUGUAUUUGAUGGAGUAGCAGCAAUUUGUGAAUCUAUAACCUGUCCUCCCUUGACUGCUCCUGUCAAUGGAUUUGUGACAUACAGUAGUUCUACUUCUGAUGAAAACGGCAACUAUGCUUUCAAUGCAAUGGCUAACCACAGUUGUGAUACUGGGUUUGUUCUGGUUGGUAACAACACAAGGACUUGCACUGGAGAUGGUAGCAGCACUACCGGUGUUUUUGAUGGAGAAGCAGCAACUUGUGAAUCUAUAACCUGUCCUCCUUUGACUGCUCCUACCAAUGGCUCUGUGACAUACAGUAGUUCUACUUCUGAUGAAAAGGGCAACUAUGCUUUCAAUGCAAUGGCUAACCACGGUUGUGACACUGGGUUUGUUCUGGUUGGUAACAACACAAGGACUUGCACUGGAGAUGGUAGCAGCACUACAGGUGUUUUUGAUGGAGAAACAGCAUUUUGUGAACUAAUCUGUGUCCUGCCCAUCCCUCCACUUAAUGGAGUGUUGCUCACCAACACUGACCAAACCGAGAGCUCAGUCAUUACCUUCCAAUGUGACCCUGGUUUUUCACUGGUGGGUACAGAGACUGCCACUUGUAACAACUCUGGUUUAUGGGAUCCUGACCCGGCUCUAUUGGAGUGUGUGGCAAUAACUGGUGCAUGGAUUGCUGCUCUAUCUGGAGGUGUUGUUGCUAUACUGGUGGUACUGAUCUUACUGGUCGUCAUAUUUUUCUUAGUAGUCACUAUCACAAAGAAAAGAAAAAAAACUAGACAACUGUCAGGCAAUGAAGUUCCAAUAGUCCCAGCUGUUCCAGUAUACGAGGAAGUGUACCUAGCAAUGACACCAAGAACACAAGACAUUCAAUUGGAGUCUAAUGAAGCUUAUGGACAAACAGCCAGGCAAAACAUUAAGUUGCAGUCAAAUCAAGCAUAUGGAGAAAUCAGAUACGUUAAGUACUUAGACUGAUAGAACGAACCUAAUUUUGGUACUCAAAUGAGUUUGUAUAAGAUAUUAGUAAUGCAAUGCAUAACUAUAGCGAUGUAAAAUAUGCACGUAUACAUACGCAAGAGAACACAAUGAUAACUUUCCACAACAAAAUUAAUAAUCUGGGAAAAAUA
Messenger RNA from Halichondria panicea, 2599 nucleotides. RefSeq lists its product as uncharacterized. The record is from RefSeq and is a predicted model, not a curated record. Bases 42 to 2447 code for a protein of 801 amino acids. The transcript has 8 exons. Lineage: Eukaryota; Metazoa; Porifera; Demospongiae; Suberitida; Halichondriidae.